Messenger RNA from Anolis sagrei ordinatus, 1868 nucleotides. NCBI's taxonomy places the organism in Eukaryota, Metazoa, Chordata, Lepidosauria, Squamata, Anolidae. The record is from RefSeq and is a predicted model, not a curated record.
UCCUCUUUCUUCCCUUCUUUGCCCCCCCCCCUCCAAGGUAGUCCACAUGGAGAGAAGGGUCGCCACGCUUUGAGCCCCCCCUCCUCCACCCUCCUUGUAUUUCGUAACGAUGUGGAUGCAGCAGUGUUGGGGGACCAGGUCAGGUUAUCCUGUACGAAGCCAUGCUUGGAUUUUAAUAGCCAUGUUCCGACUUGCCAUGGAUUUCACCUCUUGUGAUUCUUUGGGCCAAGGCCAUAGACCGCCCUUGUUGCAAAGACCCACGCCCCACUAUGGAUUGCCUCACGGCCCGUUGUGGAGUCUUAGACCUGGACAACAAGCGAGGAACUAUCUCUUACCCUCUCUAGAAAAAUCUAGCGGGCAACCGUCCAAAACAUAUCAUUCCAAAAGGCUACACAAAGCCGCGGACCUACUCUGGAAAAGCGGGCGGCCCGAACGCUUGCCCUUGGUCAAAUGGGGACCUUUCCUGCUGGCGUCCGGGAGAACAGAUUCCUUGAAACGGAGGCGGAGGUAUCUCCGGGCCAUUGGCAAGCCCACCAUGGAGCCGGAGGUGAUUGUCUGGGGAUCUACCAGUCCGUUGGAUCCCCUCGAAAGCAGCACCUUCCCAGGGAUUUAUGGGAGCACCACCGUCUCGGUUUUGCAACGCACCACCAGGACCACCACCACCGCGACCACAUCCACCACCACGUUCACCACCACCACUGCUUCCACCACAGUCCAGCCCAAAGGGCCUGGCCCUGGAUUUGGCACCCCCAGGAACAACCCGGGUGGGCUUAGCACAAUGAGACCGCCAUCCACUUCUGACGGCAACCGGAAAGAGGUCGACGCUUCACCGCCUAAGAUGCCAGGAGACAAUUCAGGUCUGGCUGUCCAUCAGAUUAUCACCAUCACCGUCUCUCUCAUCAUGGUCAUUGCUGCUCUGAUCACGACGCUCGUCCUAAAAAAUUGCUGUGCUCAAAGUGGGAACACGCGGCGGAACGGCCACCAACGCAAAAUCAACCAGCAGGAAGAAAGCUGUCAGAACCUGACGGACUUCACCCCGGCCCGAGUGCCCAGCAACCUGGACAUAUUCACAGCCUACAACGAAACUCUCCAGUGCUCCCAUGAGUGCGUGAGGACACCCGUGCCGAUCUACACGGAGGAGACCAUCCUCUCCCCGGGGGAUUAUAAGGCAUCCUUCAAUGGGAGCAGACCCUCCUCUUCCGACCGGCACCUCAUUCCUGUGGCCUUUGUUUCUGAGAAAUGGUUUGAAAUCUCCUGCUGACCAGACGAAGUCUAUUUUACUUCCUGGGGGCGGGGCAGACGCCAUGUGUCUUUUUCCUGGAUUCCAUUGGUGAACCUGUAAAAAGCAAAUUCAGUGAAUGGGUGACCUAUCCCUACCAUUUUUUGCGUUUACUGAUGGAAGACUCAAAGAGCAGCCAAAUAUAUUUUUAUAUAAUUAUAAGCAGAGAGAGAGAGAGAGAAAAAAUAUCGGGAUUUGCCCCAACCUGUGAUGGCAUUUUUUCGUGUGUGUGCGGACUGGGUUAUUUUUCAUGGGAGGGAUGAGGAAGGAAAUUGCGAGCAAAGAGAAACUGCGCGGAGAGAAGCGAGGACCGAGCCACGGCUUCCACUCGGGACGCCUGGACUGUGAAUACAUAUUUCUUUCUGAACCUGUGCCAAUAAUAAUACCAUUAUGUGCCAUGAAUCGCCCGGGGGGUUGGGUUGGGAAGGAUCUCGAGAAGAUUGAAGACGCGCCAAACUCUACGGAAACCGAGGGGAUAUCUCUUCAGUAUUUCUUGUUAUUAUACAUACAUGCAUAUACAUAUAUAUAUAUAAGAUGAUCUAUAUAUAUAUAUCUAUCUAUAAAUAUUUGUACUGUAGCAAAUUUUUGG